Molecule: messenger RNA, 5652 nt
Organism: Nerophis lumbriciformis (worm pipefish)
Lineage: Eukaryota; Metazoa; Chordata; Actinopteri; Syngnathiformes; Syngnathidae
Gene: thbs1b
Product: thrombospondin 1b
Biological process (GO): cell adhesion; negative regulation of angiogenesis
Cellular component (GO): extracellular region
Molecular function (GO): calcium ion binding; protein binding
Source: RefSeq, a predicted model, not a curated record
GGACUCCUUGUUGCGUCUAGCUGAUCCCAACCAGGACACUUCAUAUUGAAAAAAAAUGAAAAAAUAAAUACACACAACAAAUGGAACUUCCAUCUUUUUUGUCAAAUUGAUACAUAUCUUUCCUGAGGAUUAUUGCUGGAUUUGUACACUUAUUGGUGUGUUUUUAUACUGAUUUAACGCAGGUAGUGACGUCACCAUGAAAUUGACGGGGAUAUUUUUGUUGCUGAUGCUUUGGAGCUGUGAGGGCGCCAUCAUUGCAGAGAGCGGGGAAGACAACAGCGUGUACGACCUGUUCGAGCUGAUACAAGUGGCCAAAAAGAACCACGGCGUGAACCAGGUGAAGGGAGACGACCCCUACAGCCCCGCCUACAAAAUCCUCAACCCGGACCUGAUCCCCCCGGUCCCCGAGAGCGCCCUGCGGGACCUGAUCGACUCCAUCCACGAAGAGCGCGGCUUCCUCCUCCUGCUCAACUUCAAGCAAGCCAAGCGCACCCGCGGCAGCCUGCUGACCGUGGAGAAGAAGGACGGGUCGGGCCCGGUGUUCGAGAUCGUCUCCAACGGGAAGGCGAACACUCUGGACCUGGUGUUCGCCACCGACGACAGGCAGCAUCUGGUCUCCAUCGAAGACGCGGACCUGGCCACGGGGCAGUGGAAGAACAUCACGCUCUUCGUGCAGGAGGACCGGGCGCAGCUGUACGCCGGGUGCGAGGAGGUCAACACGGCCGAGCUGGACGCGUCCAUCCAGAGCAUCCUCACGCCGGAGACGCCCGCCAACGCGCAGCUCCGGAUCGGGAAAGGGGCGGCGAAGGACCGGUUCAUGGGAGUCCUUCAAAACGUGCGCUUUGUUUUUGGAACGACCUUGGACGCAAUCCUUCGCAACAAGGGCUGCCAGAGCUCCACAGAUGCAGUCAUCAUGGAGAAUCUCAAUGGCUCCUCGGCCAUCAGGACAGAGUACACAGGACAUAAAACGAAAGAUCUCCAGAUGGUCUGUGGCUUCUCCUGCGAUGACCUGGUCAGCAUGUUCAAAGAGCUGAAAGGUCUCGGCGUGGUGGUGAAGGAGCUGUCCCUCGAGCUCCGCAAGUUGACGAAUGAAAACAAACUGAUUAAGAACCGCAUCGGCAUCCACAGUGGCGUCUGUAUUCACAAUGGCAUCGUGCACAAGAACAGAGACGAGUGGACCGUGGACGACUGCACUGAGUGCACUUGUCAGAACUCCGCUACAGUUUGUCGAAAGAUCUCCUGCCCACUGAUUCCUUGUGCCAACGCCACUGUACCUGACGGAGAGUGUUGUCCACGCUGCGGAACACCGAGCGACUAUGCAGAGGACGGCUGGUCGCCGUGGUCUGAAUGGACCCAUUGUUCCGUGUCAUGUGGGCGGGGCAUCCAGCAGCGCGGACGCUCUUGCGACCGUAUCAAUAACAACUGCGAGGGCACCUCUGUGCAGACCCGGGACUGCUACCUCCAGGAGUGCGACAAGCGCUUCAAGCAGGAUGGCAGCUGGAGCCACUGGUCGCCGUGGUCCUCGUGCUCCGUUACCUGCGGCGCUGGUGUCAUCACCCGCAUCCGUCUGUGCAACUCCCCAACCCCCCAGCUCGGGGGCAAGGAGUGCGCGGGACAGGGUCGGCAAACAGAAAAGUGUCAAAAGUCUCAAUGCCCCAUCAAUGGCAACUGGGGACCGUGGUCGCCAUGGGAUACAUGCACCGUCACAUGUGGAGGUGGCAUGCAGACUCGUAAACGAAUUUGCAACGACCCUGAACCCAAAUAUGGCGGUAAAGAGUGUGUCGGUGACAUCAAAGAAACACAGACGUGCAAUAAGAAAACCUGUCCUGUUGAUGGAUGCCUCUCAAACCCUUGCUUUGCUGGGGCCAAGUGCACUAGCUUCCCUGAUGGUUCCUGGAAGUGCGGAAAAUGCCCUCUGGGCUAUACUGGCAAUGGUAUCAAAUGUAAAGAUAUUGAUGAGUGCAAGGAAGUCCCAGAUGCUUGCUUUGAGUUUAAUGGCGUGCACCGCUGUGAGAACACAGAACCCGGCUACAACUGUCUUCCCUGCCCUCCCCGUUACUCAGGACCCCAACCGUUUGGCAAGGGUGUGGAACAGGCUGCGGCAAAAAAACAGGUGUGCUCACCCCGAAAUCCUUGCCUGGAUGGAAGCCAUAACUGCAAUAAACACGCCCGCUGUAACUACCUCGGACAUUUCUCUGAACCAAUGUUCCGAUGCGAGUGCAAACCUGGCUACGCUGGCAAUGGACAUAUCUGUGGAGAGGACACCGAUCUGGAUGGAUGGCCCAACGCUGAUUUGGUUUGCGUAGAGAAUGCCACCUACCACUGCAAAAAGGACAACUGCCCCAACCUCCCCAACUCUGGGCAGGAAGAUUACGAUAAGGACGGCAUUGGAGAUGCUUGCGAUUUUGAUGACGACAACGACGGCAUUCCUGAUGACAGGGACAAUUGCCCGUUUAUCUACAACCCCAGACAGUACGACUAUGACCGUGAUGACGUUGGCGAUCGCUGUGACAACUGCCCUUACAAUAGCAACCCUGACCAAACAGACACAGACAACAAUGGAGAGGGAGAUGCCUGUGCUGUGGACAUCGAUGGAGAUGGCAUACUUAACGAGAAGGACAACUGCCCCUAUGUGUACAAUGUCGACCAAAAAGACACAGACUUGGAUGGGGUGGGAGACAUGUGCGACAACUGCCCUCUGGAACAUAAUCCCGAUCAGGUGGAUUCAGACGAUGACCGAGUGGGAGAUAAGUGUGACAGUAACCAGGAUAUCGAUGAGGAUGGACACCAGAACAACCUGGACAACUGCCCGUACAUCCCUAAUGCCAAUCAGGCUGAUCACGAUAAGGACGGAAAGGGAGACGCCUGCGACCAUGACGACGACAAUGACGGCAUUCCGGACGACAAGGACAACUGCAGACUAGCUUUUAAUCCUGACCAGGUCGACUCUGAUGGUGAUGGCCGCGGAGAUGCCUGCAAAGACGACUUUGACCAGGACAACGUGCCAGACAUCUACGACGUGUGUCCGGAGAACUUCGACAUCAGCGAGACAGACUUCCGCAAGUUCCAGAUGGUUCCUCUGGAUCCUAAAGGCACUUCCCAGAUCGAUCCUAACUGGGUGGUACGUCACCAGGGGAAAGAACUUGUUCAGACCGUCAACUGUGACCCUGGCAUUGCUGUCGGAUACCACGAGUUCAAUUCGGUGGACUUCAGUGGGACCUUCUUUAUCAACACCGAGAGGGAUGACGACUAUGCUGGCUUUGUGUUUGGAUACCAGUCCAGCUCCAGGUUUUAUGUGGUGAUGUGGAAACAGAUUACUCAGACCUACUGGUCCAACAAACCCACCAAGGCCCAGGGCUACUCUGGCCUGUCCAUCAAAGUGGUCAAUUCCACCACUGGCCCAGGAGAACACCUCAGGAAUGCUCUCUGGCAUACCGGGAAUACUCCGGGACAGGUCCGUACUCUCUGGCACGACCCUAAGAAUGUUGGAUGGAAAGAUUUCACUGCCUACAGAUGGCAUCUGAUCCACAGACCAAGAACAGGACUUAUCAGAGUUGUGAUGUACGAAGGAAAGAAGAUUAUGGCAGAUACUGGUAGCAUCUACGACAAGACCUAUGCAGGAGGCAGGCUAGGUCUUUUUGUCUUUUCACAGGAAAUGGUUUACUUCUCAGACCUCAAGUAUGAGUGCAGAGAUGCAUAAAUGCACAGCGCUGGAUGCUCCGAGGAAUGCACUUUUUAGUAGUAUGACUUUUUUUUUCUUUUGUUUUAAAUUCUCUUUUAAAAGUCCAGGGACCGAUUUUUAUCCCCGCAACGCUUUUUUGUGCACCCGUAGAGGGUGAAAGGGCAUUUGGGCGGCCUCAGAGUAACGGCCGAGCACCGAACAGCUGAAUGCCGUUUGAGGAUCAGAGAGUCCCUUCUCCUCCAGCCUUCUGCAAGAGCAGGGAGAAAAAGGAAAAUAUUCCCUCCCGCCCUGCCUUUGCCAGUAGGACACCAGCACCUCUCUGUCCCAGCUCUCCUUGCUUUCUUACUCUCUGAAAGAACUCAUUCAUCUCUGUGCGGGACGGACUCCCCGUAGACAACUAUGCACUUCCAAACUUUUACAUCCACACCUUUCCUACCUUAGCCCUCUCUGAACGGACAUCCCAAAGAAAAGACUGAGUAAAUAUUCCGUUUGCUUUACGUUCGGAACGAUGGACUCGAAGAAUGACGGCGGCAAUAACGUUUUUAGGAAUACUUGGAGAAAGGUGGGGUGUUAGAAACCAGCGGAACUCAUGGAUGUUCAUGCUUGUGUGUGCAAGACUGGCCAUGGAUGGAAAACGAAAGUACUUCAUUCUUCUAUGAAAGUCCUAGAAAAGAAGACGUGUAGUUUAGUCUUGUGUGCGCCCUGAAUUGCUAAACAUCUCUCAGGAAACAUCAAGAGCCACCGAUCUGCAGUCCCUCCAUGUCACACCCAAACUUGCUCAACGACUUAUUACACCCUCGUCUUUUGAGGUCCUAAUUAGGUAUUAUGUAAAUACAUAUAAUUUAUUGACUCGUGCCUACAAUGUAGGCAGCAAAAUACACUUUUGAAUACUUUGAAAAAGUACAAAAUCAAUUUGAUGGAACAGUGACAAAUGAACAAAAUCGGAAGUAAUCAGGUUUCGGAAACUGGAUCCCAGCAGGCACAAGACAUUGAAACAAUGUUGACAACUUGUUGAAUUAGGUCCUGACGUUGAUCAUCUCAAACUUAACGUUGAAACCACAUGUUUUUUGAUGACGUUUAAUCAAUGUUGAGUUCUGAUGUUGAUUUGACCAUUGAAUUUUGGUCAUUUCCCAACCAAUAUCCUACAACACAAACACAACGUUGAAACAACAUGCUUUUUGACAACGUUUAUUCAAUGUCAGGUUGUGACGUUGAUUUGACCAUUGAAAUGUGGUCAUUUCCCAACCCACAACGUGGAUUUUGCAACGUUGUCUCAAAGUCAGUUUUAAAGGACAUGUAUGUAUAAUCAACGUUGUAUCAAUGUCUUGUGCCUGCUGGGAUGUGUUGCUCUUGCAAUAUCCCUCCUUCCAACUGUACUUAAGCAUGGAUUUGACUUGUGUGCCCUUUUUGGAAAGAAAUACACAACAAAUGAAAUGAUGUACAAAUAUUACCUCAUUGCUGUUGAUCAACACAAACACAUGCAUUUAAUUCUCUUACAGUAGUAUUUGUGUAGCAUGGGUUGUAAAUAAAAUGACAUUAAAAUGCAACCUACCCCAGUGAGAGUGAAAUGGGAGAUUUGCUUUUUUUACUGGAUAACUUUGCUUUAAAGUAUAUAUGUCCAAUGCUGUUUUUAGCAGAUAAAUUAUUUUUCUGUUAUGUCUUAGCCUUUUUUGAGAAGUCGAUUUGAGUGUAUGUGCGCGUGUGUGUAGUCAAAUGCUAUUUAAAUAAUUUAUCGGGAUUUGUUGCCGUACAGAAGGCCACGUAUCCGUCUGUAUGAACGGUUUGCACAUUGAUGUGAGGAUGUUGUAUUCUUAUCAUUUUUACUUUUUUGUAUCAAUAUUAUCGUUAUUUUUGUACAAUUAGUUUUUCUUGUAUGUAAACAUGUUCUUAGUUGUACAAAGCUAAAAUGCUGUUUUAGUCAUAGUGAUCAUUUUGUUACACAUUUCAAGAUAAUAAAUAGUUAAAAGGUC